This is a messenger RNA of Trichomonas vaginalis G3, 729 nucleotides long. Its product is annotated as organellar and viral DNA polymerase type B. Bases 1 to 729 code for a protein of 242 amino acids. The record is from RefSeq and is a predicted model, not a curated record. The transcript has a single exon. Lineage: Eukaryota; Parabasalia; Trichomonadida; Trichomonadidae.
AUGCAGGACCUCAUCGACCAUUUACCCAAAUUGCCUGAAAUCCAGCAACAAAAGCUUACUAUUCCAGAAUUCGAUGAAAUAGAAGUCAAAGCAACUGACUCAGUAGAAAUAAAGAAGUUCAUACGAAAGGUUAACUAUGAGUUUCUUGGAUUUCAUUGCAACCACAAAGUCAUGGACAAAGAUUGCGAUAUGGUAUAUAAGAACAUCUCUGACAUAUACAAAUCUGGGGAGUUUAAGACCUACGACAACUUUGUUUCGUUAGUUGCAAAAUGUGUAUGGCAGAUAAGAGAUAAAGAUAGAAGAGGUAAGAUAUGGAAUGAACAGAUAAAACCCGCAACUUUUGAGUUAAAGAGAGCAAUUGACGCCUUAGUCAUACUAGCAGGUAAGGUUUCAGAAUAUAACGCAAAAAUGAACCCACAAUGUUCUAAAUGUAAAGCAGCAAUGAGGAAAUAUAACUACUCCGUCAAAGAGAUAGAACGUAUGCGAAACGACUAUGCUGACUUAAAGAGGGAGGCAGAGAAACCAGCAGAAGAUAAAAUGGACAUGUUGACAUUUCUAAACAAAAACUAUCCAACAGCUGACGAUUUCCUUCUUUCAGAUGUCAAGAAGAAAUAUAAAGAAACCUUCGGCAUUGUUAAAACAUUCGAUGUCCUGAGAGAAGAAAUAGAAGCUACAAAACUGUUUAGAAUUUCACGAAUUCACAAUGUUUACCAUGUAAAACGCUUAUAA